GAAUUUCACACUGUUUUUGUUGGACUGCCAUUUCCCGAGGAAGGUCUCGAUAGCCCAACUAUCCGGAACUGUUACACUGGGCAAUAUGGAGCAUAGAACAUUUCAACAAGACUUUGCUAAUAUCAACUUGCAUUAGCCUGCCACAAGACUGAAAGCCAAAACGUACCGUCUUUUCAUCAGCAUAACACCAGAGGACGAGACUAGAGCCUUUGCAAUUUUGGGAAUUUUUGUUUUCAUUUUCAGCUUCUCAUGAAGCUGUUUUGUCUGAUCAUGAACACCUCGAUGAACAAGACAGACUGCCCAGAGUUGACUCUUCCUGUCCCUGUCUUCUUCGCUAUUGGCGUAUUCAGUUUGAUGGAGAAUCUCUUGGUUGUGGUGGCCGUCAUAUACAAUCGAAAUCUCCACUCGCCCAUGUAUGGCUUCAUGUGCAGCCUAGCGGGCUUCAACACCAUCGCCAGCCUCACGAAAACUUGUGAGAACGUCCUGCUUGUUUUCGCAGAUGCGGGACAACUGGAGAGGAUCGGUUCAUAUGAGACCAAGCUUGAUGACGUGAUUGACUCAGUACUCUGUAUGUCCUUUCUGGGUUCAAUUUUCAGUUUCCUGGCCAUAGCUGUGGACCGAUACGUCUCUGUAUUCCAUGCACUUCGAUACCACAACAUUAUGACAAUGCGGCGUACAUGGACUAGUCUGGGCAUCAUCUGGACAAUCUGUGGAGUGUCAGCCAUGUUCAUCGUGAGCUUCUUCGACUUCAAGUUCAUCAUGAUCUUCUUUGUUUGCCUAUUUUUGAUCUGCUUUGUCAUCAUCUGCUUCCUUUAUGUUUAUAUGUUCAUGCUGGCACGUAACCAUGCCAGGAAAAUUGCCUCUGUGAAUUCAGGUGGCGGUGAAAACUGUCGUUUGAGGUGGUGGGGUGGCAGUAUGAGAGGAGCCAUAACACUUACUAUCCUGUUUGGAGCAUUUGUUUUGUGUUGGGCACCUUUUUUCCUGCACGUCAUCAUCAUGGCCGUAUGCCCGACUGACCCAUAUUGCGAGUGUUACAGGUCACUCUUCCAGCUCCAUGUGUUGCUGCUUAUGAGCCAUGCCCUCAUUGAUCCUGCUAUCUAUGCCUUCCGCAGCGCAGAGCUUAGGCAUACGUUCAGAAAGAUGAUCCUUUGUUCGUGAGAAAUACAGCCUUUAUUUAAAAUUUUCCUGUCGGUCUAUUUUCAUUACCUGAGCAAAAUGAACUAAUAUUAACGUGCAGUUCCAUUCUAUAGAUACGCUUUCCAUUCAUCCAUCCAUUUUCUACAACUUGAGCUGGGGUCUGUCCCAGACUACUUCCUUUCAAUGGUUACCAGGCAUCCACAUGGCAGUAUUGACAACACUACCACUGGACACAGAUUUCGGCCCGCCGACAGUAACUGACUGGCCCGCACAGGGACCAUGACAUCAAAGUAAAACAAAAAAGAUUCAGUGCUUUUGUUUUUGAAGUUAUACUUUUAGUUUACACGCGGACUCUAGUACAAGCAAGUUACCUAGCAAGACCUAAGGCUUGUGUCUGCAGUGUUGCCAACUUUGCAUUGUUUUCGCUAUAAUAGCGGCCUUUCCAACUCUAGCAAUGAUUUUUCCAAAGAAAAAAAACAAAAAACAGGGGUCGUAAUGUUUCUUACACGGUGGAGGGAAGAGGGCCAAGAAGAUUUAGCCUGAUAAAACUGUACACAAAUCUACAAUUCCAUACACUGUACCAAUUGGGUGGAUUAAAAGUCAUCGCUCAAUUACUUAAUAUUCCACUUCCCAAUUGUUUGGAAGUCCUGACUAAUAUGAGUUUGCAGUAGGUGCACAAAAUUAAUGUUAUCAUUUUUUAAAGCGUGGAUAUCAAACUUUACUAAAUGCUUACAAUUUUGUUUAAAAUUUGUGUUUCUUGAUUCUAACAAUACAUUACAUAUUUACAUUCUGUACAUAGAAAUUUAUUGACACAAGAAAAUGUUUUUACCCGGGACAGUCAUGGUGUUGAGCAGGUAUGGGCUUUAAUUUUGUGAACAGAAUUUGAGA
Messenger RNA from Hippocampus zosterae (dwarf seahorse), 2025 nucleotides. It is a transcript of the gene mc2r, whose product is annotated as melanocortin 2 receptor. The record is from RefSeq and is a predicted model, not a curated record. The coding region runs from base 250 to 1158 and encodes 302 amino acids. Gene Ontology annotation, cellular component: membrane. Gene Ontology annotation, molecular function: melanocortin receptor activity. Gene Ontology annotation, biological process: G protein-coupled receptor signaling pathway. NCBI's taxonomy places the organism in Eukaryota, Metazoa, Chordata, Actinopteri, Syngnathiformes, Syngnathidae. The transcript is spliced from 2 exons.